This is a messenger RNA of Coniosporium apollinis CBS 100218, 1119 nucleotides long. RefSeq lists its product as uncharacterized. Lineage: Eukaryota; Fungi; Ascomycota; Dothideomycetes. The transcript has a single exon. The coding region runs from base 1 to 1119 and encodes 372 amino acids. The record is from RefSeq and is a predicted model, not a curated record.
AUGUUGGCUGGUCCACCACGAGCUGUGGGUCUUCUUACCCUUCUCGUCCUUACAGCGCUUGUUACCUUGUAUCUAUUCUACACGCCGCUCAAUUCCCCUAAAAGCGUUCUCCACGCACCAGUCCCUCCCGCGAUAAACACCUACACCCUCCCCGUCUUCACCCCCGGCACCCCCAAACCCCCGGGCACUCCAUACACCCGCACUCUCGUAAUCCCGCGCCUCGCAUCCCAAGAUGUCUCCUGGAUCAGCGAACAACUCCCCGACCUCCCCACAGCCAUCUACACCGUCGACGACCCGCACGCCGCUCUCACCGUCCCCAAAAACAAAGGCCACGAAGCAAUGGUGUACCUGACCUACCUAAUCGAGCACUACGACGCCCUGCCCGACACGGUGCUCUUCUUCCACGCCCACCGCACCGCCUGGCACAACAACUUCCUGCUGGGUCUCGACUCCGCCGCGACGAUUCGGCGGCUGAAGGACGACAGGGUCGCGCGGCUCGGGUACAUGAACACGAGAUGUCACCACGACCCGGGCUGUCUCGACUGGCUGCAUCUGGACCGGCCGGUGGGCGAUUUCGACAUGGUCAAGAAGCCCGAGGAGAAGGCUUUCACGCGCAAGGUGUGGAGCGAGCUGCACCCCGGUGUUCCGGCGCCGCCGGCGCUGAGCCAGCCGUGCUGCGCGCAGUUCGCUGUCAGCGGGGAGAGGGUGCGGCAGAUCCCCAAGGCGCGCUUCGAGCAUUACCGAGACUGGCUGCUGCGGACGGAGCUGGGGGACCAGGACAGUGGGCGCGUCAUGGAGUAUCUGUGGCAGUAUAUCUUCACGGGGAACGCGGAGUAUUGUCCUGCGAUCCACAGCUGCUACUGCGACGGGUAUGGGCUGUGUUUUGGGAGCCAUGCGAGGUUUAUGGAGUAUAUGGGGAUGGUGGAGGAGAGGGACAGGGCGCAAGAGGAGCUGGGUAAGCUGGAGAAGGAGGAGGGCGAUGGCGGGGAGGAGAGGAAGACACAGCUCAGGGAUAAAAUCGCGCAGUUGAAUGUGAAGCUGGUAGAAGGGGAGAAUGCGGCUACUGUGAGGGGACAGGACCCAAAGAAUAGGGAGGCUGAGGCGGAGAGGGUGGAUUGA